This is a messenger RNA of Striga hermonthica, 333 nucleotides long. The record is from the annotation of a GenBank genome assembly. NCBI's taxonomy places the organism in Eukaryota, Viridiplantae, Streptophyta, Magnoliopsida, Lamiales, Orobanchaceae.
AUGAUGGAAUGCACUGUUAAAGCAAAUAGCCAUGAAAAGAGACCUUUGGAAAAUCCGAGACCUUCGGAUGUACAGAAAAAGCCUGCAGAUAACAACUUGAACAAUCCUGUAUUUGUUAAUCACGCUGCAAUUGCGUGGAAUGAAAGCCGAAAAAAAUGGAUUGGGAAUGUAUCUCAGAGGUCAGGAAGAACAUCAAAGGAUCCAAUUAUAAGCUGGUCCACCACAUAUGAAGACCUGCUCUCGACUCACGAGCCAUUUUCCGAGCCUAUUCCUUUAUCUGAAAUGGUCGAUUUUUUGGUCGAUAUAUGGCAAGAUGAGGGGCUUUUCGAUUGA